AUGAAGCUGGUAUGUUCCCUAUUUAAGUCGUCUGAGCACACCAGGUCUUCAGAGAACCCACAGGCAAAGAUUCAGGAUCACACAUCCAUCUCAAACAGCCAAGCAGCAUCAGCAGGAUCUCAUGGCCUGGCCAUUGACUGGAUUGGUGGCCCUGGCUUUGCUGACAAUCAUGGCAUCCUGCUCUCUGGCUUGCACCCUGCCUCUGAUCUAUAUGCAGGGGAACACAACAGCCUUGAGUCUUCUGGGACAAAUGAGGAGAACCUUCACUUUCUCCUGCCUGAAGCACAGACAGGACUUUGGCUUGGCCCAGUUGGAGGUUGACGGCAAGCAGGUCCAGAAAACUCAUGCUAUCUCUAUCCUUCAUGAGAUGACCACCCAGACACUCAACCUCUUCUCAUCCCAGAACUCAUAUGCUGCCUGGAACCACAGUCUCAUUGAAACCUUCUGCACUAUCCUCCGUGAUCAGAUGAAUGACCUGAAGGCCUGCCUGACCGAGGAGACAGGGCUGGAAGACCCUUCCCUGUUGCAUGAGGACUCCAGAAUGGCUGUGAAGAAAUACUUCCAAGGGAUCGCUGUCUACCUGAAGGAGAAGAGCUACAGCCCUUGUGCCUGGGAGGUGGUCAGAGCAGAAUUCUUCAGAUCCUUCUCUUCAUCAGAAAAACUGUUGAGAAAGAUGCGGGACUAAGGAAUGAGUCCUCGUUUAAUA
Messenger RNA from Cavia porcellus (domestic guinea pig), 706 nucleotides. Its product is annotated as interferon alpha-17-like. Gene Ontology annotation, molecular function: cytokine receptor binding. The transcript has a single exon. Gene Ontology annotation, cellular component: extracellular region. Lineage: Eukaryota; Metazoa; Chordata; Mammalia; Rodentia; Caviidae. Gene Ontology annotation, biological process: defense response. Bases 122 to 685 code for a protein of 187 amino acids. The record is from RefSeq and is a predicted model, not a curated record.